AUGACACAUCGCUUAACAUUGAUUUGUGUGGGAAAGGGGGAGAAUUUUGAAAUAAAUCCCGCAACUGCUAACUGUAAUGUGAAACAACACCAUAUAGACGAGUGCUCUCUUGGGAAAUACAAUUGCAGCGUGAAUGCUACGUGUGUCAACACUGUUAGCUCGUAUGAAUGCCGAUGUAAGCGUGGAUAUUUUGGAAAUGGAAAAAUGUGUUCAGCAAUAAAAAUGUUCCACGCCAACUUUACAAGUCUUGGAGCAACUGGUCGUCUUGGUCCUUCAUCCCUGGGCUCCUACUAUGUGGGGAAAGGUAAUGACAACAUGGUGAUUCUCAGGAAUGGGAUACAGUUCUGGACAGUUCCCUACACUGGAACAUACGAGAUCACUGCAGUUGGUGCAGCUGGAGGAUAUGAUAAAUACGGCUCAAUUGCUCGAGGUCGUGGGGCUUAUAUGAGGGGUGAAUUUAACUUUCAGAAAGGAGAUGUAUUAAAAAUAUUGGUUGGACAGACAGCUCCAGUGAAUUCUGCUAGUCAGUCGUCAGGGGGAGGUGGCGGAUCAUUUGUAGCGACAUCGUUAAACACACCGCUUAUUGUUGCUGGAGGCGGGGGUGGCGUUGAAAGGCUGAGUAAUAGACUGGCAAACUGCGAUGCAAGUAAUGGAACAUCUGGAAGAAGAAAUCAGUGUAAAGCGUUCUGCGCUAUUUGGUCUGGGGGGAAGAAUGGGAGUGGCGCAUUACAAGCAGACAGCGGUUACUCAGGUGGUGGUGGUGGUGGAUUCUACAGUAAUGGACGCAGUAGUUCUCAGUUUGGCGGUUCCUACGGUUACGGCGGGGAAGGAGGGAGAGGUUUUCUUCAGGGGGGUGCAGGAGGACGUGCUCACUAUUAUAAUGCUGUCGGUGGAUUUGGAGGAGGUGGGGGAGCGUAUGGAUCCGGAGGAGGUGCAGGAGGAGGUGGAGGAUAUUCUGGUGGAGCAUCAGGAAAUAAUAAUCUUCAAUCUUGUGGUGGAGGAGGUGGUUCUUACAACGCUGGAAAGAAGCAAGCAAACGUAGAAGACGUGAAUGAAAAGGGAGAUGGUUAUGUCGAAAUAAAACGCAUAUUCUAAAGAGGAUUAUUACGAUUUACAUUGUUGAAUAUAGA
Dendronephthya gigantea is the source of this 1130-nucleotide messenger RNA. RefSeq names its product loricrin-like. Bases 1 to 1095 code for a protein of 364 amino acids. Gene Ontology annotation, molecular function: calcium ion binding. Lineage: Eukaryota; Metazoa; Cnidaria; Anthozoa; Malacalcyonacea; Nephtheidae. The record is from RefSeq and is a predicted model, not a curated record. The transcript is spliced from 4 exons.